This is a messenger RNA of Cyphellophora europaea CBS 101466, 1815 nucleotides long. RefSeq lists its product as uncharacterized. NCBI's taxonomy places the organism in Eukaryota, Fungi, Ascomycota, Eurotiomycetes, Chaetothyriales, Cyphellophoraceae. The record is from RefSeq and is a predicted model, not a curated record. The coding region runs from base 1 to 1815 and encodes 604 amino acids. Gene Ontology annotation, biological process: cGMP catabolic process; cAMP catabolic process; negative regulation of glucose mediated signaling pathway. The transcript is spliced from 2 exons. Gene Ontology annotation, molecular function: 3',5'-cyclic-AMP phosphodiesterase activity; 3',5'-cyclic-GMP phosphodiesterase activity.
AUGCGAGAACAUGGUACCAAAAAGGACACGACGAGCCCUGAGCUGCGUGUCCAUGGCAAGCCAGAAAACGCGUCUUUCCAGGUGAUAGUGCUGGGCUCAAAUGGUGGACCUCGCGAAGAUAAUAUCUCCGGCCUUCUUGUGCGAUCACCACAGUCAGAAUGGCGAAAAGGUUCGGUGAUAGCGGUCGAUGCUGGCGCGCACCUGGCUAGCAUUACCCGCAUACUCGAACGUGACAUGCCCCGUUCCUCCGAGAAGCUGCCCGCUGCAGACCACAAGACAGUACUUAAGCAUGGACCUUUUGCCGGGAUCAAGUUCCCGAAUAUAUCAGCAAAGGCAAAUGCGCUUUAUAUCUUUCGCGAACUCCUCCAUUCCGUGCUCAUCACGCAUCCACAUCUUGACCACCUUGCGGGGAUCGCCAUAAACACUCCUGCGCUUGAAUAUGGACGGGAGGCCAAGGCCAUUGUCGCCCUUCCCUCAACAAUCGAUGCCAUCAAAAAUCACAUUUUCAACGACUGGAUCUGGCCGAAUCUGUCGGACGAAGGUCAUGGUGUGGGCUUUGUCACUUACAGGCGGCUGAUCGAGGGUGGCAAUCCCAGACUAGGUGCUGGACAGGCUCGUGGCUACGUCAAUGUUUGCGAUGGCCUCGCGACCAAGUGCUGGAGCGUUUCCCAUGGCAAAUGUCACCGUAGGAGUCAUAGCCUGGCGCACCAGAGGGGCGACUCCUUCGGCUGGGCCGCUAAUGACUACAGCUUCCCCGCAAGACGAAUGUCACGUAUCUCGGACCAUGACCAUGGUUAUUUUGCGGCAGUUGCGCACCAACAAGUGCACAAUGCUGGAGCCUACACACCGAUUGCCGGUAGUACACAACCAGGCCCACCUACACCCGGGGCGCACGCCGGUCAACCGAGUAGUGCGAUAGAUGGAGGGCAUAUGUUUGAGCCCGUAUCUAGUUCUGCUUUCUUCAUCAGAAACGAUGAUACGGGAGACGAAUUGUUAAUAUUCGGCGACACCGAACCAGACUCGGUAAGUCUGUCACCUCGGAACCACAUUGUGUGGGAAGACGCAGCAGCGAAAAUUGUUUCGGGUAACCUGAAAGCUAUUUUCAUUGAGUGUUCGUACGACGACAGUGUCCGGGACUCGGACCUGUAUGGCCACCUGUGCCCAAGACAUCUCAUUGCAGAGCUGAGAUGGCUAGCGAAUCUCGUCAUCAGCGCCAAAAAGCACGUUGGUUCUACUCUCAAGGAGGACGGUGAGACGUCAUUUGUUUCCCCUGCUCCAGAACUCCAUCUCCCUAGUGCAGAUGCAAAGCGGAAGAGGAAGCGCGGGGUCAACGGGGAUCUCUCGGCCACCCCAGAAACGGCAUCAGCAGAAUUUGCGAUGCCACUAUCACCGCGACCUUUGCAAAGCGGGUAUGUUGGCACCCGAGCGGGAUCUGGCACCCGGCGCAAGACGUCGCACGUGUCCAUGCCAGAAACCAAAUCAGCUACAGGUGACCGGACAGACACGCCGCAGCGCGGACGGUCGGUGCAGUCCUCGGGCUCGGGCCCGUCAAUGAACGUGCCAGCCGGCGCUGCUGGCCUUGGGGUUGGCCAUCCACCAAACCUAUCUACAUCAGGUGUACCAUCAAUCCCAUCGCAGAAGUUGGAUGAGCCCUUGAAGGGCUUGAGUGUUCACAUUAUUCAUGUCAAAGAAUCUAUGAUGGACGGGCCCGCGCCGGGGACUGUGAUCCUGGAGCAGCUCAGGGCGCAGUCGGCCGAUGCUGGCUUGGGAGUUGUGUUCGAUGUCACGGAUUGUGGAGAGAGCAUUUGGAUUUGA